Mytilus trossulus (common blue mussel) is the source of this 2361-nucleotide messenger RNA. Its product is annotated as F-actin-capping protein subunit beta-like. The coding region runs from base 120 to 941 and encodes 273 amino acids. Gene Ontology annotation, biological process: negative regulation of filopodium assembly; barbed-end actin filament capping; regulation of lamellipodium assembly. NCBI's taxonomy places the organism in Eukaryota, Metazoa, Mollusca, Bivalvia, Mytilida, Mytilidae. The record is from RefSeq and is a predicted model, not a curated record. Gene Ontology annotation, cellular component: F-actin capping protein complex; cytoplasm. The transcript is spliced from 7 exons. Gene Ontology annotation, molecular function: actin filament binding.
AAUUCUUUUUCUUUUAUGCUUGCUCUCUUGUACACCAGUUAAGGCUGUCCCGGAUGUAGAGGCCAUUUCUACGAACUCUUGCUUCCUGAAUCAAAAGAUUUGAGUAUUAUCUCCACAAAAUGACAGAACAACAGUUAGACUGCGCAUUGGAUUUGAUGAGAAGGCUUCCUCCACAACAAAUAGAGAAAAACUUAACAGAUUUAAUAGAUUUAGUGCCAAAUUUAUGUGAAGAUUUAUUAUCAUCAGUAGACCAACCAUUAAAGAUAUCUCGAGAUAAAAAUGUAGGAAAAGAUUUUCUAUUGUGUGAUUAUAAUAGAGAUGGCGAUUCGUACAGAUCACCAUGGAGCAACACCUAUUUCCCUCCUUUAGAUGAUGGUGCCAUGCCUUCAGAGCGACUCAGAAAACUAGAACAAGAAGCCAAUAGAUCAUUUGAUCAAUACAGAGAAAUGUAUUUUGAAGGAGGUGUCUCAUCUGUAUAUUUAUGGGAUUUAGACCAUGGCUUUGCUGGUGUUAUAUUAAUCAAGAAAGCUGGUGACGGGUCAAAGAAAAUUAAAGGCUGUUGGGAUUCUAUACAUGUGAUAGAAGUACAGGAGAAAUCUAGUGGAAAAAGUGCUCACUACAAAUUGACAUCAACAGUUAUGUUGUGGUUACAAACAUCCAAGGACGGAUCAGGAAUCAUGAAUCUAGGAGGUAGUUUGACCCGACAAGGGGAACAAGAUAAUACUGUUAGCGAAAGUGCUCCUCAUAUUGUUAACAUUGGUAGAAUGGUUGAGGAGAUGGAGAACAAAAUAAGGAUGACAUUGAAUGAGAUUUAUUUUGGUAAAACACAGGACAUUGUCAACGGUUUAAGGUCAUUUAAUUCACUAGAAGACGAAUUGAGCCAAAAAGCUGUCAUUAGCAAUUUGAAAGAUGUAUUAAAUAAAAGGGGAGAGAAGCAGUGAUGAUACAUACAAUUAUUAGCGCAGACAAUUUUUAUGGGCACCAGAUGGUGCAACAAACUGUAUUAAAAGGAAAUGGUGCAAAAUUGUUUUUUUGCUUCAUUAAUUUGCAAAGUUUUUGAUAUUGAAAAAAAAAUAAAAUUGGAAAUUGGUGAAGAAAGAGAACCCAACAGGCAGUUUAAAAGUUAUUGAUUAUGUUGAGGGAAAAAUAUGUGGAAAAAUAAUAUAUAUUAUACGAAUUUGUAGCAAAGAAAUAGGUUAAGGAUAUUAAUCAUGGUAGCAUUUGGUUGCUCUUAUUAUAGAAGCAUGUGUUAUUAUUUAUGAAUAAAAAGACUUAAGCAUUUUCAGGGAUUGACAAUUUUUCAAAAUCCACUUUCCAAAAGGACAGCAUUGACAUUUGCUAGCUUGCCUUGUAAUGAUAUGGCUUAGCCUAACACUUUUUACACAAAAAAAACAUAAAAAAAUCAUUUGCCUAUGGGAAAAUUAAAAUGUGCUUUCACUUUUUACUGUCUCAUUGUUUUCCUUGGCAACAGACAUAGGUAAUAUUGUUUUCCUUGGCAACAGUCUAUGGUAAUUACAAGUCAGUAAAUAGAAUAUUUUGUAAACAUACAUGAUGAUGGCACUUCUGCCAAUUUUUUUUCAUAAGUGAUAUUAUGGAAGUUGUGACUAAAGAUUUAACUUUUCGAAUUAACAUAAAUGAACGCUUAUUUAUUUACAAUUAUCUAAAUAUUUUCUGGUGAAAUUGUACUUGAACAGUUUAAAAAUAUAGAUGCUGGUCAUCUAGGAGGAAAUAACUCUUAAGAUAUUGCUGUAAAAAUAUCUCUAAUUUAAAAAGUAAUUUUUAUUUGAAGUUUAAUAAAAUUCUUCUGAAAUGAAAAAAAACAACUUUUUGAAUUUUUUGCUUUCUUUCAAAGAAAUUAUCAAGGGUUAUUGAAGGUACUGGUUCAGUUUGAAGAAAACUUCUGUUUACCUUGCAACAGUUGUCUAUAUUGUACAAAUAACAGUUCACACGAAUUUAUGAUGUCAUUUGUCUUAGUCACCUGAAAAAGGACAUGAUUGAAAUAGUCUUUCCAAAAUAUUAAUGUCUAAGUAAACCUGAUUUUAAAACUUGUUAUUGAUGUUAAGUUUUACCUUCAUUUGAAUUAUCAUGACAUAUUUUCUGAUUCUAUCACAGGUUCUUAAAAAUAUAAAUUAGCAAUCAUGGUUUCUUUUUCUUCAUGGGGAGAUUACUGCUUUCAGACUAUUUGUAGAAAAGAUAACUCUAAAUAUGACAAAUUGUGUUACUGCCUUAUUAAGUGAUUGUUAACUAGCUACAGCAUAAUUAAAGUAAUUAAGUAUGAUUUUAUAAUAUGUAUAUAUAAUAUAUUUCACAUUCAUGAUACUUGUACAAAUAUGAGAUAACAUUAAAACAUGUACAAAAUCA